UGUCCAAUCACAGACUGAAUAGUCAACACUUCCGUAUUGCACAUGUCUACGGAAGAAAGGAGGAAUGUCUACCGUGUUUAGUCGCAAUAAGUUUGUUAAUUGAACGUGUAACAUACAUUUUUUGGACAGGCGGUAACCAUGGCUUCCCGAGCUGGACCUCGAGCUACUGGCACAGAUGGAAGUGACUUUCAGCACCGCGAGAGAGUGGCCUCACACUACCAGAUGAGUGUCGCCCUCAAGUCCGAGAUCCGUAAGCUGAACAUCGUCCAUGUUCUGAUCUGGCUCCUCUUAGCUGCCCAGGUGACAGUGAGCCAGCUGAACCUGGUGUCCCACAGUGUGGUGGCUGCUCCCUACCAGUGGGAGUACCCCUACCUGCUCAGUAUCAUCCCCUCCCUCUUCAGCUUCAUGGCCCUGCCCAAAAACAAUAUCAGCUACCUGGUGAUCUCCAUGAUCAGUGCCGGUCUCUUCUGCAUAGCGCCGCUCAUCUACGGGGGUAUGGAGAUGUUCCCGGUGGCUCAGCAGCUGUACCGCCACGGCAAGGCCUACCGCUUCAUCUUCGGCUUCUCUGCCGUGUCUGUCAUGUACCUGGUGAUGGUGAUCGCGGUGCAGGUGCAUGGCUGGCAGAUCUACUACAGCAAGAAGCUGCUGGACGCCUGGUUCACCUCCACACAAGACAAGAAGAAGAAAUGAGGACAGAGGAGGACUUCAUUAUUUAAACAACUGACAAAGAACAACUAUUUCUGUCUGCCACUGUCUGACACCACUUCUAGGACUAUCUUCCAUCUAUAUUUGGGUUCUACAUCCCCCCUCUCGCCAUCCCUAAUUGAUAGUUGUAGGACUAAUUGGAAUGUUUUAUACCACUCAGCAGGCUGUCCUGUCGUCUUCCUGGUAAACCCUCUCACCUCCAUUAUCUCAUCUCCUGGCUCUGGAGCCUGUGGACAGAUUAAGACUUGAGUUGUUUAUCUGAGACUCCGGGGACGGGUCACCUAGAAGUGGUGACCCGUCCUGCUGCCUUUAGAAACCAAUUCUCUUUAUAUCUCAUCCUGAUCUAUGGAGCGGUCUGCCAUAAUCUGUCCUCCAAAGGAUAGUACGCUAGCUACCUCCAGUCUUAGCCAAAUGUUCCAAUUAUCUCUCUUUCCUCCACAAAUUAGCACUUGUUCACUGCCCUUCACUGAUUUUAACCGAAAGGUUGCAAGAUCGAAUCCCCGAGCUGAGAAGGUAAAUCUGUCGUUCUGCCCCUGAACAAGGCAGUUAGCCCACUGUUCCUAGGCCGUCACUGAAAAUAAGAAUUUGUUCUUAACUGACUUGCCUAGUUAAAUAAAGGUUAAAAAAUAAACUCAUCCAUACCCACACAUACAGUCAGAGCCGGCCCUAGCCUUUUGGGGGCCCUAAGUGGAAUUUUGUGUGUGUGUGUGUGUCCCACCUUGCGAGCACAAAGUUUUAGCGCCCCCCCCCUAAUGACAAUGGAGAGAAAAAAGUAUAUUUUAGAAUUCAUUUCCUGAUAUUCUACACAAUUUGCCAUGGGGAGGAGAGAUUUUGUAACUUAACUCAUUUCAUGUAAUUCUAAUAAUUUGCAAUGGGGUGGAGAGAAAUUUGCAGUUUUUCAGCUAAUUUCCUGAAAUUUCUCACCCUACUAUAGGAUGGAGAGAAAUGUUUGCAGUUUUUAUUAUGAUAUCUGAGUGAGAAUGACUUACAAAAUCAAUUGGGCCCCUCCCCAGUUGGUAAUUCGACCAUGAUUACUACAAGUUUAGAUCGCUGGCUAGACUAUCUUACCAGUCUAGACAAAUGUUAGCUGACAUGGGCUAAUUGAGUGACUGUCAAGUGACUGACAUUACAAGAGAGAAACUGCUGAUACACAACCAAACAUUGAAAUUGAACCUUGUGUUUUCUACUAUUCUAACUCUCAACAGUAAGUUGAGAACCCGACUGAGUUCGUUUUUUUUUUUUUUCAUUUUGGAAAUGUAUUCGCGGGCCUACACUGGACCAGCAGUUGCCCAUCCCUGCUUUGGACAGUACCUCUGCGAAUCCAAUAUUUUUAGAUUUGUGGGUGAAGUAGUGAACACUUCAGGAGGCAGGAGUUCUAAUUGGGACAUACCCAUGACUAGGUCAGGGCAUGAUGUGGCCUUAAUGAGAGGAGCCACCCAGAACUGUAAAGGAACUGGGAAAGGGUUCAGAGAAGGCAAGAGCAGUGGUCAGAUUGCGUCCAUAUGGUUGUGUGCUGGUGUCAAUGCACAUUUUCAUGUUGACAGUACUCAACAAUUCAAUUGUUUCUAAAUGAGAUGUACAUUGUUAAAUAACAAUAAAUGGUUAUGCUGUAGCA
Molecule: messenger RNA, 2320 nt
Organism: Salmo salar (Atlantic salmon)
Lineage: Eukaryota; Metazoa; Chordata; Actinopteri; Salmoniformes; Salmonidae
Product: protein jagunal homolog 1-B
Biological process (GO): endoplasmic reticulum organization; vesicle-mediated transport; granulocyte colony-stimulating factor signaling pathway
Cellular component (GO): endoplasmic reticulum membrane
Source: RefSeq, a predicted model, not a curated record